AGUUGCAGGUGGACCAGCAUGUCGGGAUGGAAACUGUGCUUUGUUCUGCUGCUGUAUCUCCCGGUUUGCUUUAACUCUGAAGUGAGUGAAUUUAAAACCAUCGGGAGAGGACCAGACGUCACUCCCAUCUGCAGCAAUGCAACAGAGAACAUAACGCUCAUAGUGUGUAAGAUCAGAACUAACAGGACUGGAGCAGAGUGUCGUCUGCUGUAUCGACACGGAGGAGACUUUGAGCACGAAUGUGACUCCAGGUUCACUCUUAAGAUGGAGAAUCAGACCGUGUUUCUCCACCUGACUGGUCUCACACCAGUGGACAGUGGGAACUACACCUGUGAGUGUUCACGUGGGGGCGAGACGCAAACCAUCCAUCUGAAUAUCACCGUGGAAGGGGAAGAAGAGAGAGAGAGCGGCGUGACGUCACACACGCGGCUUCUAAACGCGUUGAUCGGUGCAACAACAGUCAUCUGUAUAACUGCAGUUAUCUUUGGGUUGAUCUACAGGGGAAAACGUCACAGGUCGCGGUCAUCUGUACGUGAGACUCACGACUCUCUUGAAGACGACCCAGAUGACCCGUAUACGAGCCUCCAGCAACCAGCCGCUGACCUUUACCAGACGAUCUCCCACUCAAGAGGCUCUAAAGACCAGGAAGUAGACGGAGGAGACUCUGAUCAAAGUUGCCAGGACACUUAUGAAAAUAUGACUCCGUAAGCAGCACGAGGACUGUGACUUGUGUUUGUACUUAAUCAUGAUUUCUUGCAAUAAGAUGUGAUUUAAGUAGAUGUUGAAUGAGCUGAAGGUCCUUUUGAGUGACAUUUCACUGGGAUCAGUGUAACUGUUCUCUGUCCUCUUUCACUGCACAAAAUAUUCAAGAUUCAUUGUCUGAAAACACGUUUAUCACUCAAAUGUUGCUUGUCGGUGACUGUGUCCAAUAACACGUGUCAAGAGAUAUUUUAACAAGUACACACAGGAGGAUCUUAAAAAUCUGUAUUUUCCAUUUGGUAAUGAAAUGUAACCUUUUAAGUUACUACUUUGUUUUUAAAUACUCUGUAUGAAAGUAAAGCAGUGGUUGAAAGAUUAUGAAAUGCAAUAAAGGGAGUAACACAUUA
Molecule: messenger RNA, 1106 nt
Organism: Gasterosteus aculeatus aculeatus (three-spined stickleback)
Lineage: Eukaryota; Metazoa; Chordata; Actinopteri; Perciformes; Gasterosteidae
Source: RefSeq, a predicted model, not a curated record